UGAAUAUGACAAUCUUCAAUAAACCAAAAUUUACUAUAAAAGUUUUUUUGACCGUUUCAUUCUUCUCUCCAAACACAACAAAAUCUUCAACCACAUCAACUCUACGUCAACAUCGUCCAAACAAACAACAAAACAACGCUUCAUGCUCUUCCGCCUACUUCAUCCAAUGGACCACAACACCGGACCUUUGGCAAGGAAGUCGACAACGCUUUGUGCUCUGCUGCUGGUAUCCAUCGCCGCGCUCCUGCUGCUUGCAGUUCCUGGACAGGCCAACGGUGAGGAAGUCGGAGUUGCCAAUCACACCAAGGAUGGAAGCAGUGUAACGCUCGAAUUAGACAGCAAGCUGGCCAGCGAUGACUUGAAAUAUGCCGAGUACGUGAAGCGUUUUCCCACUGUCUGUAAUUUUUUGAUCACCAAGGAACACAUUAAGCUUCUAUACGAAGGCAAAGGGUGCACUGUGGAAUUGAUCGCUAAAAAGAAAGUGGAAAUGAUCAAAUUCACGACUGGAUACGUUAAAGAUGGCUGUAACCUGGAGUGCGACGACGGUGAAGACAGAUUAAAGGGACUUUCAAAUCUCCUGCCAUUCGCCUACAGCAAAAGCAAAAAGGACAUCAAAAAUUACACCAAUGGUCCAUUCUACGAUGGUAAUACCGAGUGCGAUACAGUAAGAUGUGUGGGGGGCAAGUGCAUGAAGGAUACAUUUCUUGAAGUCUCAUGGAGGAAAUGUGGUGGUGAUGUAUCCGCUAAAACCCAUUUAAUUGGUGAAGUUGUAUCAGCUUCUUCAAGCUUGGAUCAAGUGGAAGAAGAACAAGGUGGUGAUAAGACGGAAUUCAAUCUGGAGAUAUAUGCUAAUAACAGCUUCAAAAUGUUGUUUAACGAAAACAUGAAAAAAUCUUUAGUGGCAAACAAGAUUAACUGCACUCCAAAAAACAAGAGGGCCAUUGUCGAACCAUCAUCAUGGGAAAUCAAAAAUGGAGUUGGAGACCUGCAAGGCAAACAUCUGCUCGUAUUCCAUCUACUUCCACAAAAUGCUACACGAUUGCACGACGAAGGCAAAUCCAUGAAUUCUACGAGAGUCAGACCAAAAUGUGAUCUCUUCAUUCGCUUUAACAGAACAGACGAUGGCUACGAGUUUCUUCGGGUCGACCCUCAAACAACGACUACAAGCACAACUACAACAACACCCAAACCAACACCAAGUCCCAAACCACAACCUACUGUCAAGGCAACUCAAACUCCACCAGAGCAAAAGACUACACAAAAAGUUCAAGAAGUAGCGGCCACCGAAGGAGGAAGCAGUGCCUGGAUUUGGAUCUUUGUGAUUUUUGUGGUGAUUGCUGUAAUUGGCGGCGCUGUCGGGUUUUACUUCUACCGAAAAAAUCAAAAGAUAAAAGAAGAGGACGAGAAAGAGAGAGCCUUUUGGUCCAACUUUGGAGACGAAAAGAGGAUUGCUGAUGAAAACAUGACCCGUUCUAAAGCAAAAAUUCCUUCCUUGGAAGAUCAAUUCGUCAAGGAGAUUUUUGACAGGAUGAAGAAGGAGGAUGAGGACAAUGCGGCAAAAAACUAUAAUAUUCUCUUCAAAUGCUAUCUGCCAGACUUGAAGGAAAAAGGCUUCAAAACUGUUGGCACAUACAGGGAAUGGAAGAAAACGGGUGACACAACUCCGAGGGACUCAGCUUCGAAGAAGGAAUCGACUCCAAAGGACCCGGCCCAGAAGGAGGAAUCGGCACCGAAAAAGGAAGUAGACCCGAAGGAAUCGACUCCUAAAGACCCGGCACCGGAGAAGUCAGACGCUGUGAAGAGCAAACAGGCAGGCACGACAUCGGAUAUUCCAACGGAUAUGAUGUCGGAGGCUAAAGAGACGGACCAGUAA
This is a messenger RNA of Meloidogyne enterolobii, 1873 nucleotides long. NCBI's taxonomy places the organism in Eukaryota, Metazoa, Nematoda, Chromadorea, Rhabditida, Meloidogynidae. The record is from the annotation of a GenBank genome assembly.